Molecule: messenger RNA, 1729 nt
Organism: Cannabis sativa
Lineage: Eukaryota; Viridiplantae; Streptophyta; Magnoliopsida; Rosales; Cannabaceae
Exons: 4
Coding region: 289-1638 (449 amino acids)
Molecular function (GO): protein binding
Source: RefSeq, a predicted model, not a curated record
AUGUAGGUAUUUAGGAGAGGACUCGAACCUCGGACCUUGUUGGAGCAAACCACAUACCUGACCAUUUGAGCUACUCUUUUGGAUUCUCUUAUAUGUUUUAUGGAGACGACCGGAUAAUCUUGCCUCCAUAAAAUCCGUAGCCAUAUGUAUAAUGUAAAAGAUUUGUAGGAAUGUGGAUCUUUUCAGCCUAGUUUUGAUAUUCACUCAUUCAUCCGAUCUUAAGUGUAAGAAGCUAGUUGUGGAUCUCCUACAUAAUUACAUGCUCAUAUCAAGAAUCAAGAACGAUUAAUGGACCAAAUACCCCCUUCGGAUGAUCAGCUGUGUAAAAAAAGUCAUAAAACAAAUGAACAAGGAUGUUCAGUGUCACUAAUGUCUACUCUCGGUGAUGAUAUAUUUUUGGAAAUAUUGCUAAGACUUCCUGAUUUUAGAUGUAUAGUGGAGUGCUCUUAUGUUUGCAAGCGUUGGUUCUCAAUUAUUUCUCGUUCCAAAGCCUAUUUCAGUCAUAGAUUCAAUCAUUAUCACCGUCAGAAAAGGCUUUGUAACUCAUCAUCAUCGUCAUCAUCAUCUCCAUCUCUUCCUUUCACUCUACUAUUUACAAACUUAGCUAUGAUUGAUCAUUAUUUCUUUGCGGAGCAGUAUAUUUCUGAGAGAUCAAAGAUUCUUCACUAUGGACAAGAAGCGGCAUUAAAUUUUUUACCUUGGAAGAUGUACAAGAAUGGUUUAUACUUAGAGUCGUCGUUUGAGGAUUUGUUGCUAGUUGGAAUAUAUCCUAAAGGAUGUUUGUUUGUUUGCAAUCCUUUUACAAGGCAGUUUGUUGAGCUUCCUCGUUCUCCAAACGCUUUUCAUCGUCGUUCUAGAUAUGCAUUAGUAGUAUCUGAGUAUAGUAAGAUCAAGUAUAAGGUAGUCCAAAUAAGCACAGAGGUGGAUGAUAUAACAAGUGUUUCACCACCAUUUCUACUUCAUUUAACAAUUUUUUCUUCUGAGACAGGACAAUGGAGUUCUUCAACUUUUAAUUUUCCAGAAGUGGCCCUCUUUGACAGAUGCUCUUAUCGAACACCCAUUGUCGGUAGCAAUGGAAUUGUAUACUGGCCAUAUGGUGUGUACAAAACUGAAGGCCUAGUUGCAUUAGACAUUUGUUCAAAACAAUACCAUUUGGUUGGUUUGCCUCGGGAAUUAGGCCAUGACUGGCGUUCUUUGGGUUCAAGAAUACAUGUUGGAGUGGUUCGGGGGAAGGUGCGGCUAGCACAAUUCUUUUGGUAUAAAAGGAAACAAUUCUUUGUUUUCAAGGCAUGGGAAUUAGUUGAUGAUGAUAAGAUGUGUAAUUGGAAUUUAGUGCAUUAUCACGAUCAAAUGAAGAUGUCGGAAUGUUGUAUGAGCUUGUCUUCGCUUCUUACUAUACAUGCUCUUCAUCCGGAUGAUGGAGAUGUGUUCUUUUUCUCAUUAUCGAAUAAAACUCUUAAAGCUAAGGAGGAUAUAAGGAUCUUUCAAUGUCAAAUGCUUGGCCAGAAUCAGAGUCACAUUGAAAUUCUGUGUAAUCUUCCACCUAAAAUAUACGCCUCAAGAGUAAGUGUUGUUUCUCUUUUGCAUCCAUGGUGGCCUACUCAAGUCCCUGAUCUCUAUCACCCAACUGAUAUUUAGAUUUAAAAUUGCAUAUGUUUAUAACUACUAUUAAUAUUAGAACAAAAGUAUUCUAUCUUUUCUUGAUUUUUACUUUUAUUGAAAGAUGAAA